GCAAAAGAAAAUCAGAAGCUGAGCACUUAGGACAGCAAACUGUAUGAUCUAAUUGAAUGCAAGUAAAAAUCAUUUUCUUCUACAGUACUCAAGCAUUUAAAUGUUUUGGAACUGCAAUUCAUUUAACUUUAACAAUCCAACAUGCGAUAAUUCCACAUCUGAAUAUAUAAGCGAACUCAAGAGAAUAGGGGAAAUUAAAUCUUUGAAAACUGAAUCUUAGAAGCAGAACUGCAAACUUCUAUCAAAUUUUCAUCAUGACAGACUUUUUACGCUGCCCGAGUUGCAAUAUGACAUUUAGAUCUUCUUUGUUACUGGAAAAGCACAGAGAGAAAUUCUGUAUUGGUGGGGACAUUGGAAGAGUGAGAGAAACACAGACCCCUCAGGAAAUGGUUAACAAAUUGAAAAAAUCCAGGAGAAAUAACAGAGAGCAAAUGCAGCACCAUGAUAUCAAGCGAAUAAAUGAUCAUGAAGUUACAUUGUCAGAAUACAGGUUGGCUUCAAGAGAGAAGACUGAUGUAGACAAAAUGAAUGAAAAUGCUCGACUAGAACCAAAAGUUACUGAUAAUGAAACACAACUGCGUUAUCUUGCUGACUCUCAUAGCAAGCAAGUCAAUGACAUUAUGUCUCAGAAUAAAGUUUUGGAGAAACAGAGAGACGAUAUCGUGCAGAGACUGAAUGAGAUAUCUGCGCAAAGCAAGAAUACAGGCUACCUAGAGAAAAUGAUAAGACAUCUGAAUGCUCAGGAACAAAAGAAUGAACAACUCCUAACUACCAUGAAACAACAAAUAGACCUUUUACAAGCUGACUCAAUAAAAAGAGGAAUUAUAAGCAGGCACAGUGUAUCACCAGCCUCUCAAAAAGCAAUAAAAGGGCCACCUCUAUUUCAGCAGCCAUUCAUUCCAUUUUAUGGAGGAGGAAGCCUAUCAUCUGAAAUCAGUGCAUUGCGCAUGACUUACCUGCAAAAUGGCGGAAAUGAUCAAAUGAUCUUGGCACAUUUACAGGAUCUUCUGACUGAGGCACAACUAAUAGAGCAAAGAGAGAAACGUGGGCGAUUCAUUCGGAAGAAAAACAAAAAAGGAUAUGCAGCUCCAAAAUUCAAUCUAAAUGAAAAACUAAUUACACUUGAAAUUGAAAAUCAACAAUUGGAGGAUGAACUCUUCAAACUUCAGCUUCAAAGGCAAAAGAAUAACAGACUUCCUAAGACGACAAAUGGAGAGGUUAAGAAGACCCUCCAGUUCCCCAAAUUCAUGAAAGAGCACACCUAUAAAAACAUAAAUACCCUAAAUACGGAAUUAGAAGUCUUAAAGCAAGAAUUGGAAAUUCAGAGGCUAAAGCAUCGUAUAAAAACCUCUGGUACUCAGAGAGCCAAACCUCACCUGGACAAUCUCAUUCCAAUGGAAAUGAACAAAACUAAUCCCCCUGAACUUGCCAAACUAUUUUUGAAUUUCAGUCAUGGUCUUGAGCCAGCUCCAUAUGAUCCAAUUUCGGGCUUUGUGGUGUUUUAUGACUAUCUUCUUGGACUGGACCCAUCUUACCGAGUUAGCAGAUUAGCUGUGAGUCUUUGCAGUGGGGGACAAGAGAUGGGAAAUCCAUCAACCCUUCCUCCUGCAUAUUGUGAGGCUGCUAUAUCCCGAUUCCAGGACAACUACAAACAAAAUACAGCCAUUUUGGCUGCAAAGCAGGUUGUUCCCAGGGCACGUCCUUCUCCAAAUAUAUCUCUAAUUAUUGAAUUACAAGCAUCUGGUGGUUAUGAUCCUUAUGGACAAGAAGUCAGUCGUUUAAUUCCUCGAGGAUGGGUAAAGAUAGACCUUUUUGACUAUCAGAAUCGAGUUAUAAGUGGACAAUGGAAAGUUCCCAUUCGCAUCCUUCCUGUCAAACCAUCGCUAACUACUGGAGCGCUGAACGGAGUACCGCAGCUGGACAGUGCAGAGUUAUAUUUUCGCCUUGUAAAUGCGAGGGAUGCCGACAUACAGAGCUCUUACCCUAUUGACAUGAACAAUUUAGUAUUCUAUAAAUACCCUCCUCUGACAGCAGCAUAUUUCCACACAGAGGAAAUUACUCUUCCAUCACCCUACUACUCGUCCUCAUACCUUUUCCCGAACAUGCAACCCAUGUAUGGGGACAGUGUAGAUUCCCCGCCUUCAAGGGACAGGAUAAUGACGCAGUGACUUUGUUAAAAACUGCAGCUAAAAUGAUAAUGAUUUGACUGGUUAUUUGUGAAAAUGUUAUAUUUUUGUAUUUGAAAUAAAGGAAAUGUAUUUGUGA
Messenger RNA from Pseudophryne corroboree (corroboree frog), 2265 nucleotides. Its product is annotated as coiled-coil domain-containing protein 17-like. The transcript has 13 exons. The record is from RefSeq and is a predicted model, not a curated record. The coding region runs from base 255 to 2168 and encodes 637 amino acids. NCBI's taxonomy places the organism in Eukaryota, Metazoa, Chordata, Amphibia, Anura, Myobatrachidae.